Phytophthora sojae is the source of this 1935-nucleotide messenger RNA. RefSeq lists its product as hypothetical. Gene Ontology annotation, biological process: protein phosphorylation. Lineage: Eukaryota; Oomycota; Peronosporomycetes; Peronosporales; Peronosporaceae. The record is from RefSeq and is a predicted model, not a curated record. Gene Ontology annotation, molecular function: ATP binding; protein kinase activity. The transcript has 2 exons. The coding region runs from base 1 to 1935 and encodes 644 amino acids.
AUGAAGGUGGUCCAUGGACGUCGACUCGACUCGUCAAACUCGUUCAUGAACGCGGUCCUGCCUUCGAAUUCUACCUUCUUCGCAUUUGACGGGGCCAACUCGGACCUGGCUAGACAGCUGUACCUACGCGCCAAAGUGGCAGGUGACGCAGCGACUCCGUUCAGCAACUUUAGCAUCCCGUCAGCGGUCGAAUAUAGGCUCAAGCAGCUUCGUCUCGACUGGAGUAGAUUGCUAGGGAUCGCCCAACGAGCACUGCUAUGGGACUCUGGGUUUGCUGUGUCCCCAACCAACGAGGCCGUGCAGAUCUGGCCGCUCCAUGAUGUUUCACUCGUUGAGCUUCGGUACGUUGGAUGUCAAGAGCACGCAUGCAUUCAGCCAGAUAGCACGCCCAGUUAUACCAGUCAGCUGUGUACAGGAGAUCAAAUACUGAAGGCAGCCAGGUGUGUCGUGCAAGACUUCAGCGAUACUAGUGACGCACAUACCUCAAUAUGGGUGACUAGGGGGAAAUCAGACGCGAUACCGACGCCGCGAGUCCGGAAACACGCCUGGACAAGUCACUUCGACAACAAUUCCUACGGGGUUUUCGCUGUCCACAUGAUCGACCAGAUCUACGAGCCUGCGUGGAAUGAGUGUGCUCGGGCUGACCAAAACGGCGGCUUUGGAUCUUUGGUCUUGCCUUGUCGCACUACAGCAAACAUAUCUCUGGAGAUUAAGACCGGAAUGCAGCAGGUUCAAGGCAGCCCUUGGGUCUCGCGAUGGCUGGCCGAGGAUUUCGGAACGACGUCCGGGGCGACAAACGACUCGAAGUUGGUGUCUCCUGCGGCAGUUGCUGCUGGAAUUUGCGUUCUCGUUGGGGUGGUUGGUCUCGCGUUGUUUGUCAACAAGAAGCAAUACAAAAAGAACGAUCGUGAAGCAGUCGUCCCAACCCCCAAGGUGCACAAUGGCAGCUCAAAUGCUGGUCCCAACAACGACACCACGAGCCCGGAACAACUCACUGACGUGCCAACGGAAGACACGGACACCGAGCGGGUGAUCGAGUCGUGUCCACGCGUCAACACCCCCGCUCGGCAAAUGGAAAGUGAAUGCGCAUCUGACUCGAACGUGGUGGUGGAGACACUUUUCAAUAGUGUAUCGUUGAUAGGACGACGAAUCCCGUACGACAGCCUCACCUUCGAACGAUCAUUGUCGACUAGAGGUGCCAGAGAGGUAUGGCUCGGCACGUACCGAGGUCAACAAGUUGUGAUCAAGAAGCUGCUGGAGACUGACUCACCAACCUCUAACGACCCCGACCAAUUUGUGAAGGAGAUCGAGCUCAGUGCCAGCUUGACACAUCCUAAUAUCGUGUCGGUCUUCGGUGUAGCAUGGAACAACUCCAACAGCUUGGUCAUGGUGGUCGAGUACUACCCCACAGGAAACCUGCAAGCAUAUUUGGCCAAGAACACCGCGUCACUCUUAGCCAAGGACGUUCUUCGAAUCGCUAUUGGGAUCGGGCUCGCUGUGGAGUACCUGCAUUCACGAUCCCCACCGCUUCUCCAUCGCGGAAUUCGGUCGCGGAAUGUCCUUCUCACGAAGACUUUGAAAGCUAAACUUGUCGGAUUUGGCUUGAGUCGCAGCCCACAGGAGCAUUUAGAGGCGGGGGCCACCAAGACGGAAGUUGUCGAAGGCAAGAGAUACUCAGAACAGGCAGACAUUUACUCGUUCGGCGCGGUGCUAUCGGCACUUGACAGGGGUAUGGCCAUCAAUGAGGCACCGACGACUGGAGAGAAAAACCGCUUCCAGAUCUGGGCAAACGCGAUGUCGAGAAUCCUACGCCCUAGCUUCUCGGACGAAUGCCGUCAGCGAAUUCGCCAGAUCAGCGCGGCAUGCUGUCAAAUUGACCCAGUGCAGCGCCCAACGGCGCCUCAAGUUGUGAAGAUGCUCAAGGGAAUUGUUUAG